Gossypium arboreum is the source of this 1195-nucleotide messenger RNA. RefSeq names its product transcription factor JUNGBRUNNEN 1-like. The coding region runs from base 109 to 1026 and encodes 305 amino acids. Gene Ontology annotation, biological process: regulation of DNA-templated transcription. Lineage: Eukaryota; Viridiplantae; Streptophyta; Magnoliopsida; Malvales; Malvaceae. Gene Ontology annotation, molecular function: DNA binding. The transcript is spliced from 3 exons. The record is from RefSeq and is a predicted model, not a curated record.
AAAGUCUUCAAAUAUGAAGCAAGCAAUCUCAUAUUUCCAGUCAAACAGGCUGACUUUGACUAAAAACCCAUGGUCACAUCUUAAAACAAUAUAAGGCCUGUUACGUUAAUGUAUCUUAAAGUGGUAAAAGAAAUAGUAAGGCGCAUAGAAAUGGAGGUGAUGGAGAAGAUGAUCUCUGAAGAUGAAGAUGUUUUGCUCCCUGGUUUUCGAUUCCAUCCUACUGACGAAGAGCUUGUGGGGUUUUAUCUUAGAAGGAAAGUGGAGAAGAAACUCUUUAGUAUUGACAUAAUCAAACAUGUUGAUAUCUACAAACAUGAUCCUUGGGAUCUUCCAAAAGUUAGCAAACUGAGCAGUGGUACAGAGAAAGAAUGGUACUUCUUUUGUAGAAGAGGAAGAAAAUACAGGAACAGCAUAAGGCCAAACAGGGUAACAGGGUCGGGAUUCUGGAAAGCUACUGGGAUCGACAAGCCUAUAUAUUCGGUAGGUGGAUUUCAUGAUUGCAUAGGCCUGAAGAAAUCCUUGGUUUAUUACAAGGGGAGUGCAGGGAAAGGCACUAAAACUGAUUGGAUGAUGCAUGAAUUUCGCCUCCCACCACCCUCCACAACUACUCUCUCAAGCACCAACAAGGACAACUUGCCAGAAGCUGAAGUUUGGACACUUUGCAGAAUCUUUAAACGGGAUGUUUCAAGUAGAAAGUUUGCAUCAGAUUGGCAAAAUAAGAAGAAUAAACAAAAUACUAAUACUAGUGCCAGCAGCUCUAGAGCAUGCAGUGUAGAAUCGGAAAAUAGUUUGAAGGUAGAGAAUUUCGGAGUUUUAGAUGAUAAGGGGAUCGAAAGGAAGCUUCAGAAUGAUCAUUUCCUUGGAGGGAACCAGUUGUUUGCAGCAACAACUCAAGUGCUUCCAUCAUAUUUAAGCUUUUCUAACCCAAAUGCAGCUGAUGAAUACUUCGGACAAGAACACUGGGAUGAACUUAGGCCUGUAGUUGAUUAUACCAUAGCUAAAUCACUGCAAUAUAGUGAUUGGUAGAUGUUUAAGGGAUAUACAUAUAUAUAUAUACACAACUCGAGAUAACCAUGAAUCUCUUUGAAGAAUAUAUACCGAUCCAUUUUAAGUUGGAUGCUCUUGUUUGAUUUUUGGUGUAGUAAAACUAGAUGAAGACUACAAUCACAAAAAAUAGAGAGAUGUGGUUUUUUUU